AUGAGGACCUGGCUGCCUCGACUCAGUCAUCUGGACCAUGCCACCAAAUGUCUCUUGGUUUUGGCCGUGUUGGUCGUCUUCAUCUUCAUGCUGCCCUCCUUUAUGAAGGAGCCCAAUACAAAAGCUUCCAGGGAUCAGCACAUGCUUGGCAAGAAGAGGUAUCCAGAGUCACUCCACAAGGCUGCAUGGCAGGCCGCCACCGCGGGAGGAAGGACAAGGGCCCCGGGGGGGGCGUCAGCGCAGGAGAGCAGCACACAGGCACCCCCGGCCCAGGCCACGGCCUGCCCCACCCACAGCGACACCAGAGCAGAGGCCAGCGUGGCCGCCUCAGCUGGGCCGGCCCCACCGAGGGGUCAGGAGAGGAAGGACACCGUGCUGAACACGCUGCCCCUGAGGGCACGGGAUGGGAGGGUGGCCUCUGACGGGGCAGAGACACUGUCGCUGAGGAGUCAGGAUGCCAGGACCAUCAAAGGAAGGCAGGACCAGAACAAGGAGCCCUCAGCCACCAGGAGGGAGCCCCCAAACCCUCAGGGCAAAGUGCGGACCACAGCAAGGACACCUGGGCUGAAAAGCCAGGCCAAGGCGCUGACCAGGCCAGGAGCAGGGUCACCGGGGAGGACAAUGAAAGGAGUGACCACAGCGGUUGUCCCCCACUGGGAGAAAGCCCAGGCCACGCCACCCUCCACCCCUUUCCAGAGCCGCAUCACACAGAGAAGUCCAAGUCUGCGGGCCACCAACUUCAAGUCUGAGCCCCAGUGGGAUUUUGAGGAACAAUAUAGCUUUGACACGGGAGCCCUAAGAUCGACCUGCCCCGACUCAGUGAAGGUCAAGGCCUCCAAGUCACCCUGGUUCCAGAAACUCUUUCUGGCCAACCUCACCCUCUUCCUGGACUCCAGCCGCUUCAACCAGAGAGAGUGGGAGCGCCUGGAGCACUUCGCACCGCCCUUCGGCUUCAUGGAGCUCAACUACUCCUUGGUGCAGAAGGUGGUGACUCGCUUCCCUCCGGUGCCCCAGCAGCAGCUGCUCCUGGCUAGCCUCCCUGCUGGGAGUUCCCAGUGCAUCACCUGUGCCGUGGUGGGUAACGGGGGCAUCCUGAACAACUCCCACAUGGGCCAGGAGAUUGACAGCCACGAUCACGUGUUCCGACUGAGCGGAGCCAUCACUAAGGGCUACGAACAGGAUGUGGGUACCCGGACGUCCUUCUACGGCUUCACUGCCUUCUCCAUAACGCAGUCUCUGCUUGCCUUGGGCGGUCGGGGUUUCCCGCACGUGCCUCUGGGGAAGGAUGUCCGCUACCUGCACUUCCUGGAGGGCACCCGAGACUAUGAGUGGCUGGAAGCGCUGCUUCUGAAUCAGACCCUGGUGAAAAGUAGCCUUUCCUGGUUCAGGCGCAGGCCCCAGGAGGCUUUCCAGGAAAGCUUGCACCUGGACAGGUACCUGUUGCUGCAUCCAGACGUAAUCCGUUACAUGAAGAACAGGUUUCUGAGGUCGAAGACCCUGAACUCUCGCCACUGGAGAAUCUAUCGUCCCACCACGGGGGCCCUCCUGCUGCUCACGGCCCUUCAGCUCUGUGACCAGGUGAGCGCCUACGGCUUCAUCACCGAGGGCCACGAGCACUUUUCUGAUCACUACUAUGAUAAGUCCUGGAAACGAACCAUCUUUUACAUCAACCAUGACUUCCCGUUAGAGAGAACACUCUGGAAGCGGCUGCAUGAUGAAGGUAUAAUCCAGCUGUAUCAGCGUCCCAUAAUUUCCAAACCAAAGACGUGA
Messenger RNA from Leptonychotes weddellii (Weddell seal), 1770 nucleotides. RefSeq names its product ST6 N-acetylgalactosaminide alpha-2,6-sialyltransferase 1 (gene ST6GALNAC1). Lineage: Eukaryota; Metazoa; Chordata; Mammalia; Carnivora; Phocidae. Gene Ontology annotation, biological process: oligosaccharide biosynthetic process. The record is from RefSeq and is a predicted model, not a curated record. Gene Ontology annotation, molecular function: alpha-N-acetylgalactosaminide alpha-2,6-sialyltransferase activity.